This is a messenger RNA of Lethenteron reissneri (Far Eastern brook lamprey), 8397 nucleotides long. RefSeq names its product transducin-like enhancer protein 4. NCBI's taxonomy places the organism in Eukaryota, Metazoa, Chordata, Hyperoartia, Petromyzontiformes, Petromyzontidae. Gene Ontology annotation, molecular function: protein binding; transcription corepressor activity. Gene Ontology annotation, cellular component: transcription regulator complex; nucleus. Gene Ontology annotation, biological process: negative regulation of canonical Wnt signaling pathway; regulation of DNA-templated transcription. The record is from RefSeq and is a predicted model, not a curated record.
CGCGCUCUCCCCGCAGAGCGAGUCCGGACGAGAGAGAGAGAGCAAGAGAGAGAGAGCGCAAGAGAGAGAGGAGGAGGAGUGUUGACGUUUGUCUAGUGCCCUGAUAUAGACUGCUUUAGCUCGGCCGUCGUGAGCGGCGGCUGAUUUGGGCGUUAUUGUUUGUCGUCGUCGUCGACGUAUUUUCUGCUGUGUUGUGCGUACGCGCGUGUUUCUAUUUUAAUUAUUUUAUUGUAAGCACAUCGGAGCUUAAUUAUUUCAUUCCUCUUACUACCACCCCCCCACCCUAACCCACACCCCCGAUCCCAUCACCCUCUUUACUAACCUCGACUCAUCCCCACCACCCCAUCACUAACCACCCUUUUCUUCUUCUGCGUAAUUCUGUAAUCGGAAGUCGAUACGUCCUAUAGUGUUUGGUAGCAGCAGUAGUAGUAGCGGUGGCAGCACACGCAUGUGAGUGCGUGCUGUCAGUAGUGUGUGUGGGGUGUGGGGGGGGAGCGACGGGUUGGGGUGGGGGAGGGUGAAGAGACAUUUGGUGUUGUCCGUCGUGCCGGGAUCACUGCGCUCCAACGCGACGGACGGCGGUGGAGCGACGAGGAAGAGGGGGGCGAGAGAACGAGAGAGAAGAGCCUAAGGAGGUGGGGCAAGUGCGGUGGGCACUCAUCAUCAUCAUCCUCAUCAUCAUCCAGCGCAACAUCGACGAAGCCGCAAACCCGCGGUGCCGCCCGGCCGCCCGGACGAUGCUGGCGGCCUGAGAGCGGAGCAAGCGGAGCGGGCCUUGCGGACGGACCUUGUGCGAACACAAACGAAAAAAAAUCGCUCUUCCUCCUACAGACGAACAAGUAAGAGGCCACGGCGAGCGAGGAAGUCGCAGGGAGAGACAACGACGACGACGAGGAGGAGGAGAAGGGAAGGAAGGUGCGGGGCUGGAGCACAUCGGACUGAGCCGCAGGAUUUGAUGCGAGCGCCUCUCGUUGACAGCGCAGAGCCGCUUCCACUCCCGUUUCGCUUUUCUUCUUCCGUCCAUUCGCCUUUGUGAGACGACACGGCGGGGGUUUUACCCGCACGCCGAGUGGAAUACGACCAGCGACUGUCGUGGGAAACAGCAGCAGCAGCCUCUUCGGCCUCGUCAUCCGAACCCGGAGAGAGACACAGAGAAGAGGAAGACGAGGGGGACGCGUGGAAGAGGUGGACAUCAGGAGGCUGAGAAAACACGACACGAGCCGUAACUUUGACCACGGACAGAUCCAAAGAUGUACCCCCAAGGCAGACACCCGGAGUUUCUUGUUGAGACGCUCAACGCGUGUGGUUGUGGCUGCCCGCGACUCCAGGCUCCUCACCAGCCCGGACAGCCCUUUAAGUUCACGGUGACCGAAUCGUGCGAUCGCAUCAAGGAGGAGUUCCAGUUUCUACAGGCGCAGUAUCACAGCCUGAAACUGGAAUGCGAGAAGCUGGCGAGCGAGAAGACGGAGAUGCAACGCCACUAUGUCAUGUACUACGAGAUGUCCUAUGGCCUCAACAUCGAGAUGCACAAACAGACUGAGAUCGCAAAGAGACUCAACGCCAUCAUCGCGCAAGUCAUCCCGUUCCUGUCGCAGGAACACCAGCAGCAGGUAGCUCAGGCCGUGGAACGGGCCAAGCAGGUGACGAUGGCGGAGCUGAACGCUAUCAUCGGGGUACGUGGGCUGCAGACCCUGCCAUUUGCCCACCAGCUGCAGGCGCAGCACCUGUCCCACGCGCACGCUCCUCCGGUGCCGCUUCCCCCGCACGCUGCCGGCCUGCCCGGCGCCGGGCUGCCCCCGAUGCCGGGCAGUAGUGCGGCUAACGCGGCGGGGCUGCUGGCUCUGUCCAGCGCGCUCGGGAGCCAGGCGGCCGCCGCCGCCGCCGCCGCCCACCUGCAAGCACUCAAGGACGACAAGAACCACGAGGUCGACCACAGAGAGAGAGAACGCAGCUCGACGAACUCCAUCUCGCCGUCAGACAGCCUGCGCGCCACAGAGAAACACCGCAGCUCCUCUGAGUACCUGAGCGACUCCAAGAAGAGGAAGGCUGACGACAAGGACUCUCUCAGCCGAUACGACAGCGAUGGUGACAAGAGCGAUGACAACCUGGUGGUGGACGUUUCCAACGAGGACCCAUCGUCCCCGAGGGGCAGCCCGUCGCACUCGCCUCGCGAGAACGGCCUCGACAAGCAGAGGCUGCCCAAGCGCGAUGUGGCCCCUAACAGCCCGGCGUCCGUGGGCUCCUCUCGCAGCACUCCCUCCUCCUCCAAGACCAAAGACAUGGGCCACAACGAUAAAUCAAACACGCCCAUGUCCAAGUCGAACACGCCGACUCCGCGCAGUGACGCGCCUACGCCCGGCACCAGCGGAACGCCCGGCCUGCGCCCCGUCCUGGGCAAACCCCCGGGCAUGGACUCCCUCGGUGGUGGUGGUGGUUGUACGUGGGCAGGCCCUGCCCUGAGGUCCCCGUUCGCCGGUCCCUACCCGGGCCCCUUUGGAAUGAUCCCGCACGCGGGUAUGAAUGGCAGCGAGCUGGGUAGCCCCGCGGGGGCCUACGCCAGCCUGCACUUGGCAUCGCCGCAGAUGAGCGCCGUGGCAGCUGCUGCCGCCGCCGCUUACGGACGUAACCCCAUGGUCGGCUUCGAUCCCCACUCCCACAUGCGGGGUCCCGGGAUCCCCUCGGGCCUGGCCUCUAUCCCCGGCGGAAAACCGGCGUACUCGUUCCACGUGAGCGCUGACGGGCAGAUGCAGCCCGUGCCAUUCCCGCCCGACGCGCUCAUCGGCCCGGGGAUCCCGCGUCACGCGCGGCAGAUCAGCACGCUGGGCCACGGCGAGGUGGUGUGCGCCGUCACCAUCAGCAACCCGACGCGCCACGUCUACACGGGGGGCAAGGGGUGCGUCAAGGUGUGGGACAUCCGUGACCCAGCCGGCAAGAGCCCCGUCUCGCAGCUUGACUGCCUGAACCGGGACAACUACAUCCGCUCAUGCAAGCUGCUGCCGGACGGGCGCACGCUGAUCGUGGGCGGCGAGGCGAGCACACUGUCCAUCUGGGAUUUGGCGGCACCGACGCCGCGCAUCAAGGCGGAGCUGACGUCGUCGGCGCCCGCGUGCUACGCGCUCGCUAUCAGUCCUGACUCCAAGGUGUGCUUCUCCUGCUGCAGCGACGGCAACAUCGCCGUGUGGGACCUGCACAACCAGACGCUCGUCAGGCAGUUCCAGGGCCACACGGACGGUGCCAGCUGCAUCGACAUCUCGCACGACGGCAUGAAGCUGUGGACGGGCGGCCUAGACAACACGGUGCGUUCCUGGGACCUGCGCGAGGGACGGCAGCUACAGCAGCACGACUUCACCUCACAGAUCUUCUCGCUGGGCUACUGCCCGACGGGCGAGUGGCUCGCCGUGGGCAUGGAGAGCAGCAACGUGGAGGUGCUGCACUGCAUGAAACCGGACAAGUAUCAGCUGCACCUGCAUGAGAGCUGCGUGCUCUCACUCAAGUUCGCCCACUGCGGCAAGUGGUUCGUCAGCACGGGCAAGGACAACCUACUCAAUGCCUGGAGGACACCGUAUGGGGCCAGCAUCUUUCAGUCGAAAGAAUCGUCGUCAGUGCUCAGCUGUGACAUCUCCGGCGAUGACAAGUACAUCGUCACUGGCUCCGGGGACAAGAAGGCCACUGUCUACGAGGUGAUCUACUGAAGCGGGUCUGCCAUUCUUCUCCAGCUGGACUUGAGCUGUGGGGCCUGGGGUGGUUGCAAGGCGAUGAACUUUGACCUGUCAUGGACUGCGUGGGUCACGACGGCCUCCGAGCGCCGGGCUCGUUGCGGCGUUACAGACUCGUUCACGAGAGCAGAGACCCGAUCUCGCUUGGGACGCGUGGCCGCACACGCACAGUGCCGGAGAGCUGUAAAUAGCAAUGCCAAUGAGUUUGAGACGUCUGUGUCCCCUGAAAAUUUGUUUAUUUCAAAAAACACGUAGAGCCUAGAAAUCCUACCUUGAGCAGCUGAGCUGAAACAUAAUGAAAAUCAUCAAAAUGAAAAUAAAGUUUUUAAUUUGAUAAGAAUUAAUUGACAAAAAAAAAACAUGCACGGAAUUAAAUAUUGGCAAGCAAUGGAAAUCAAAAUCCUGCUGGGACGGGCAUUUUUUUCCACGAUGACCCUGGGAACGAGAAUGUGGCUGAUCUCCCACAGUUCACUGUGAACUUCUCCGACAACGAUGAAGUUGAUGAUUAUGACGCCAGCGACUGACGAUGAUGACUGCACAUCUACUGUAUACGGCACUGCCGACGUUGAGAGAACACAGCUCAGCCGAUUCAGCUGAGCACUUGUUUCUAAGCUGCAUAAAGAAAAAAAGAAUUUCAGCAAGAGAUAUCAAGAGGAAUGGCCAACAAAUCGUACAUUAUAAUCAGCAGCGGCAGCAGCAGAAGGAGGAGGGGGCGACGGCAGAUGGACGUGGGACCGAAGGUGUUAGCUGUGUGGCGCGAGGGGUGCGACUCCACGGGAAUUCAUUUGCGUUCGAGAGGCGGUCGCUGAUGCCUAAACUCAGGGAGCUUUGCGGUUAAUCAGAUCACUUUUCAAGUCGUCUGUGCAUGACGGUGGUGGGCAGGGGGGGGGGGGGUUACCGGUUGUGCACCGCAAAUCGGUCUUUUCCCCAAGACACGGGAGUCUUUGUUUGGCUGAAUUUCGCUUGACGCCUUUUGGCAACAAACCAAGAACUCUGCUCUCACUCGCAUUCACUGCCGGGGGUUUCUUGUCAUAAUUUAUAGGAGACAGCAUAAAAUAAUUUUACGUAAAAGAGAAUUUCAUUUUUUUGUACUGAACAAAAUGAGUGGACCUAAAUACGAUGAUAUUAAUAACAUACCGUAGCAUUUUGAUCAAAAGUAACUCUCGCAAACUAACAUUUUGCUUCAUUACACAAAGCUGUAAAAUAACGUGUAGACGUGCAAGAUAACUGUUCUCAGCUUAGCAUUGUAGACUUCUGGUCUUGUAAUAGCGGUCACUAUAACAUUAAUUGUAAAAAUAAUAAUAAAAAAAGACAAGAAAAAAAGAGAUGAAAACUUACUAAAGCUGACACUUUUUUUCUCUCUCUGGUUUUUUUUGUUUAAACAUCUAAGGCUACGAUGUUGAUGUUAGAGGGGUGCGGCGCGCGGCACUCUAGAUAACGCACGGGAGCCACGUUCGCCCGGCGUCUUGCGAGCGCGUGGGGGAGUGAACGAGGCCCCUUGAGGUCACCAGGCUGAGGUCACCGGGCCGAGGCCACCGGGCCAAGGCCACCGAGCUGUCACGAUACCGUCUACUGCCACGAUACCGUCAGACCCUGAUCCUGUUGCGUUUGUGUGCAGCCAUCGGCCCCGCGGGUGACGACGGGCGGAGCUGCAAUAUUUCUGAGCGAUAACUGCCCUCAAGGAGGAGGCUCUGCUGAAUGAGAUUACGGAUUAAGAUUAUCGGCCGCUCGGACGAGAGGCGGCCUUGUGUGCCAGUGGGGUCAGGUGGUGUGCGAUGGAAUGCAAUGAGAGAUUUGAGAGAUGUUAGAGCAGCCAUGUGCUUGGGCCAUGAACAUUUUUGCUGCAGAAAGGGAUUAGUUUAUAUAUAUUUAAUUUUCUUCUAAUUUUCUCUUCUUCCCCAAAAAACACAUUCUGCACAAUGAUCAGUUUGAAAUUUUGGUUUUCUUUCAAUGGCUUGAGACGCAUGGUUUGAGAGACUUAAAAACACAGUAGCUUUUAUUUGGCCAGUGGUUCUCGGUGAUAUGGGACCGCGUUUUGAUAAUUUUAACAUUUGUGAGAUUUCUGCUGGCAGAUGGGGGGCAUACGUUUUAUUUUCUGCGGCUGUACCUCACCGGAUAUACGGAUGUUAUCAAAAAGUGUCUGCUAGGGAGGGUGAUAAAAUGGCACAGAAUGCCAGGGCAUUAUUACUGCCUGCAAAGUGAAGUAGGUCUGCUUUCCUGAACCAGAUAUAUCCAUAUUAUAUUGAGAAAUAUCUUAGCUCCCAUGGUGAAUUAUUUCUACCACAUUUGUGGUUGUUAAAUAAAUAAAUUCAUGCCCGCACAAUUAUGCCCACUGCUCACAUCUAUAUACAAGGCUUAACAAGGACUUGUUUUCAUCUGUUAGGACAACAAUAAAGAUUCCUGUAUAGCCAUAGACUGAUGGGUAAAGUGAUGUUACCGAGCACCUAUUAAGGCUUGGCACAGCACAUGGUGGUGUCGUGUGGCCAGCAUUAUGGCCAUCCGCCUUUGCCUCCCCUUUGCCAUGUUUGCACACACACCAUGUCCUCAUUCAUGGUUGAUUCAACCUAUGGGAGGUCCAGGAACGGUUUAGAUGCGACUGGCCACUGAAAUUAUCCGUGGCUGGGAAUUUAAUCAAGGUCAUCGGGUUCAUGGUGUAGUGCGUGAACCACUGCGUCUUCGCUCCACACGCACGCAUAUAUUUCACACUUGCGCACACACACACAGGAUAAUAAGGUUUUUGCUUUAAAGCAAGAUGAAAAUACAGUUCCUGCACCAUCGGAGACCAUAAUCUGUCAGGAAUGUUAAGUUAAAAAGACGUCACGUACAUCAAGAAGUAUCGUUCUGUUUUUUUGUCUCCAGAUAUUUUUUGGGGUCCCCUCCCCCGCUGUUUUGUGUGCUCGCCGGCACUUUGUAAAAUAUAAACGUCGGUCGCCGAAUAGUGGAACUUAUGACCUGGAUGAGAAAUAGUUUGUGUGUGCACGUGCGUGGGUGCGUGCAUUCACUAUAGGAUCCUCUGUAGUGUACAUGAUGGACGCGAUAUGAAAGCCAUGCAAGCAUGCCCUAAUGCCGAAAUAAAUUAGUUUCAAAACAAUAAAUAUUGUUAUAAUUAAAAAAAGACAACACAAUAACAACUACGAUCAAUACCGCAAGCUUUCAGAGAGGAUGUAUUUGUUCAGGUCUGAAUAUUUUACAGGGCAUUCUGUUUUGUACAAUAUGUUUUAUCACUAAUAUGGGAAGUUGGAACCCUGUUAAUAAAAAAAAUAACAACAAUAAAUCAACACCUGUUAUAAUGGUAAACAUUGUUUUCACUGUGUAUCCAGUAAGGUGGGUUUUUGUUUUUACUCCGAAAGGGCUGUCGGUUGUCAUUCGUGGCAAAAGAAUUAACUCGCGCGGAAACCAGGGCCAGCGCGCAAAGUGCUUGAUAGAAGCAGCUGCACCUCCGCCAUAAGGAGUGCGAGUUCAAAUCCCAACCAGGAUCGAUCGGACCGUGGUCCCUUUGGGGUUCGUCUUGGGGAACAUCACUUGGUCAAUCGGUGAUCGAUGCAACCGUUGUCCAAUGGGUAGUUAAUGUUUCAAGUUUAUUUUUGUUUAACCAUGUGAGAACUCGCGAUAUCAGAAUAGGCUUGUUUGCAAGAGUGACCAGAGGCAUUCGUCUGCGGGUAGGGGGCAAUGCCACAUGCCAGAAUAUUCCAAGUUCAGUCCUCGCUCACGACUUUGUAAAAAAAAAAUCUUAAUUUAACAUUGUAUCUCUGGUGCAAUAAAACAAAUUUAACUGCUGCACAUGCCUGAUGAUUGCUAAACAUAUCCCAUGCGAUGUGUAGACUGCUGAUUCAUUUGAGUGUGCACUCUACCUCACGUGACACACACAGGUCACUCGUAAUUUGAAUCGGCACUGUUUAUCACAUGAGACUUGUUUAACAAGCAUCAGGCACGUGCGGCAUGUAAGUGCUUUAUUUCUAUUACAAAAGGAGCUACAUUAUGAACCUAAGAGAAAUGUUCCACGGCAGCUCGUGAGGAGUGAAGGCACAGGUAACCGCGUCGAUGCCAUAUGAAUGUGGAAUUUCCGUCGCAGGAUUAUGAACGAAGAUGAACGUGGGCCAAAGCUCAUUAGAGCACAGGGGCAAUGCUCCAGUGAUCUUGUGACUAUCCGUGGAGUGGGCAGAUUACCCGGGCUCAUUUGCACCUUUAAUUGCACACCCAGGCGUCAUUAUGAGCCGCUCCUCACCCGUCGGAGGUCCAAGUCUCAGGCCCGUAUUCUUAGUCACGGCUCGGUUCAGGCUUGUCUCUGGCUCAAGUGAGCCGGCUCAAAGUCACGCGCCGCCUCUGAGCACGGUUCCAGCAAUGCUCAAUAAUUCCACGCGCUGAACGUGAGCCGAGCCAUUGCUGAGCCGCUCUGGCAUCUUUGCAAGCCACUGAGCGACGCAAACCUGCGGUGAGCUGUGUUAGAGACCAUGACAGAGCCUAGCCGUGAAUAGAACGUAUGGGCCUCGAUGCGCACACGACUGCAAACACGUCGCAAAGUAAACUGAUACGUUGACAGUCACAACGGGCAGCGUGUUCUCCAUCUCCAUGUCCAUUUUACGAAGCUGAACAAUUAUUUUGUAUAGCCGGAGCCUCAUUUACAUAUCCGAUUUGCAUUAUCUGUUUUGUUUUAUCUGGGCAGUCCCCCCCCCCCCCUUCA